This is a messenger RNA of Anthostomella pinea, 2238 nucleotides long. The record is from the annotation of a GenBank genome assembly. Lineage: Eukaryota; Fungi; Ascomycota; Sordariomycetes; Xylariales; Xylariaceae.
AUGCUCGGGUGGGCGUUGAAGAAGGGCUUCCAAGGCGCGACCGGGCAGCACGACGCGCUGGAUGUUGGAGAGGAUACAACACACAUCGAUGUUCCAGACACGCCAGCACCCAUAUUCGCUGCACGCGCAAUCAAGAAUGCCAUUUGGGGCCAACCUACUGCGACAACGGUACUAGAACCAACAGCUUCGACCAAGACAGAACGCGCUGAACCGACAACGGCCACCGCGACUGCCGAAGCUCCGAGCGAGAAUAGAUCACCAAACAAACCAAACAGCAUCCUAUUGACACCAGGCACUGGAACCUCCCGUCGAAAGCGCGUUUCGUUUGGUCAUGAUGUGAAGGCUGGCAAUAAUAUUGACUUCAGCCCCCUGGCCGCAAACUCUGCUGGUACCGGCCGACAUCGAAGGAGAACCACUCUACAACAAGCAUUGGAAAACUCCCGCUCGGCCAAGCCCAAGCAGACUGCGAAGCCGAAAAGCGAGGCUACUGCGAUUACAAGUCUGCCCGACGACGAGUCUGAUGGCGAUUGGGAAGACGAUAUUUGUAACCAGGACGUAACAUUGGAUAUUAAUGAUCCCCAUUCGGAGUCGGGGAAAUACUGGAAGUCCGAGUUCAAUCGAUACCGCGACGAAGCGAAGUCAGGCAUGGAGAAGCUAGUCACAUUCAAAGCCAAUGCUAAGUCCUACGCCGCGAAGAAAGAUGCCGAGGCUAGCAUGUUGAGCCAGAAGCUGGUGGAGGAGCAAGCAAAGGUAGUCAAGUUGGAGGAGAAGAUCGCCGACAUGAGUGCCCAAAUCGCAGAGAAGAGACGACGCGGCACCGACAAGGACAAUUCCGCCAUGAAGAAAGACCUGGCCAAAUCGACGGCUAUGAUCUCUGAGUACCGCGAUCGCGUAAAGGAGCUGGAGGCCCUUCUGAAGAAAAGCCAGAGUGAGUCAAACUCGGCCAGGUCGCAACAGUCGCGCAUCAACACCUCUCCACGGACUGAGCAGAACAUCCUUGAGGUCAGCCGGGAACUCAGAAAGGCGCGAUCAGAACUCCGACAGCUAGACCGAUAUCGCGAUGAAGUCAAGCAGCUGAAGUCUGAUCUGGCAGCAUCACAGCGACGCGUGGCAAAGCUUGAGGAGGACAAGCUCUUGUCUCAUGGUCCAGAAUCGACACGGGUACAAAGAUUGGAAAAACAGUUACGGGAGGUCAAGGAAGAGUCUCGGGAGAAGGACAGGGAUCUGAGAAAGCUGCGAAAGGACUAUGAGACUCUCAAAAACGACGCCAAGGCCCGAACGGUUGAAGCCAUGCAGGUAUUGCAAGCCAAAAACGACAAGAUAUCCGAGCUGGAGAAGAUUAUAAAGGCCCUGGGGGCAGCCAAUGUUUCGAGCCAUCAUCCCAAGGACCUCGACACAGCCAUUGCCGAGCACAACAGGAUCACGCGUGAUCUGAAGUCAGGCAUUCAAUCACUUACCACGGAGCCGAAAGAAGAGAAAGCCAGACCGAUACAGCGUCCGAAGCGCUCGGCUUCAGUGGAGGAUAUUACCCUUGACAUGACGCAGAGAUCUCUACUCGGAGAGAAGCAACGAGCACCAGAAAGAACACCUAUGGAGCCACUGUCUCGUCAUAACACAGCCGACUGGGCAGUAAGCUUCGAUUUCGAGGAACAAUUGAAGAAGGACAGAAAAGAGCGCAUCGAAGCUGAGAAGGGAGAGAAGGAACUUAUCAUGGUAGACCCUGAUGUUGUACAGCCUCUUCCAACCUUUGGCACCAGAGCUCCAGUACCGUCCGCUGGCUCUCGGAGAGCCGUUUCGGAUGUCCUCUCGAACCGCGUCAACGAUUCGUCCCCGAAAGAUUCAAUGCGACGCGUUCGUGUGCCGACGAACAAGCGAUCCUCGUCCAAUAACCAGGGCAAGAUCAGUGGUAGCGCUGCUGGCCUACGUGCUUCAUCUCUCGCUAUCGACAGAGCUGAAAUGCAUGGGGCUCUGGAUAAGGCAGCAUCACGGGCAAAGCCUCAGGCGGCUUCCAGUCGUCCACUGUCCUCCGGCAGUGAAGCUCCAGGUAUCGACCUUGUACAAGAUCAAUUCGCACGACUUGGAGGCCCUGAGGCUGAGCGAACCAGCUCGGGAAACACUUCACGCUGCGCAUUGCCUGCCGAUCGCCAGGCUGCAGCUCGAGCACGCCUGCAACAGAAGAGGCUACGAAGACAGAAAGUCGGCGACCGUGAGCUUGAUAAGGAGAACGUGAUGAUGUGA